Molecule: messenger RNA, 1212 nt
Organism: Danio aesculapii
Lineage: Eukaryota; Metazoa; Chordata; Actinopteri; Cypriniformes; Danionidae
Gene: pjvk
Product: pejvakin
Exons: 6
Coding region: 1-1113 (370 amino acids)
Biological process (GO): programmed cell death
Cellular component (GO): cytoplasm
Source: RefSeq, a predicted model, not a curated record
AUGUUUGCAGCAGCGACCAAGAACUUUGUAAAGCAGGUUGGAGACACUGGACGCCUCGUACCUGUCCCCAGUCUGAGUGAAGCAGACAGAUAUCAGCCCCUCAGCCUGGUGACGAGGAAGAAAAAACGACAUUUCUGGAAGAAGACCAAAUAUGCCACAACCCCCUUCUCUCUGAAAGACAUACUCGUGGGAGAGAAAGAGAUUACAGCAGGGGUCUCUUCUUAUCAGCUACUGAAUUAUGAAGACAAGUCUGAUGUUGCCCUAAAUGGGCGUUUGGGCAACCACCUGAUCCAUGAGGUGGGAGUAAACGUGAGCGGUUCAGAUUCUGUGGCAGUAAAGGCCUCGUUUGGAAUUGUGACAAAACAUGAGGUGGAAGUUCCUACAUUACUCAGAGAACUCAAUGCCAGGAAAGUCGACCUGGAUCACUGUUUGAUCCGUCAGUCUAAAGAUAGUGGACGCACUGUCCUGUGUGUAGUAAUGGAAAGUAUUCGCACCACACGACAGUGUUCCCUUACUGUUCAUGCUGGAGUACGAGGAACGACCAUGAGGUUUCAGAUAGACGAUGGGCGAAACCCUAAAGGUCGAGAUAAAGCCAUUGUUAUUCCAGCCCACACAACCAUAGCAUUCAGUGUACUGGAGCUUUAUGUGCGACUCGAUGGACGUCUUGACAUUUGUGUAGCUCCAGAGUCAAUGGGAGGCUUUGAGAAGGAACAGAUACGCGAGCAGCUCGGAGGAUUUAUUGGUCGUUUUUCCGUUGGAAGACUUCGGAGAUUCCUGUCAGGAAUCAUCUAUGGGAAUCCUUUCAGAGCAGAUGACAGGACAUUUGAAGAGCUCACUCACUCUGACAUGUACAUGGAUGAUGUCGUGACGGACUACUACGAGAAGGCUGCCAGCAUGACGGAUCUGUCCUCAGCUUACUUGCGGGAUGAGAAGCACACGCGUGUCAAUCUGCUCAACCAUAACAUACCUAAAGGACCCUGUGCCCUAUGCGGGAUGGGACACCAGAGGCGCGAGACUGUGUACGGCUGUCUGGAAUGCACUUCAGGAGGAAACAAAUAUGUCCGUCUUCAUGCUGUACCAUGUUUUGAUCUUUGGCACAAAACCUUGAGGUGAGGAACAGCCUAGAGGUGUGUGUCCAAACCUGUUUCUGGAGAACCAGGGACCUGCAUAGUUUAGCUCGAAUCUUAUUUAAGCACAACUGAUCCAGCCAAU